Molecule: messenger RNA, 3220 nt
Organism: Betta splendens (Siamese fighting fish)
Lineage: Eukaryota; Metazoa; Chordata; Actinopteri; Anabantiformes; Osphronemidae
Gene: sp6
Product: Sp6 transcription factor
Exons: 2
Coding region: 354-1280 (308 amino acids)
Biological process (GO): regulation of transcription by RNA polymerase II
Molecular function (GO): RNA polymerase II cis-regulatory region sequence-specific DNA binding; DNA-binding transcription factor activity, RNA polymerase II-specific
Source: RefSeq, a predicted model, not a curated record
UUUGUCUCUGUCGAACAGGCUGCUUACCUGUGCGCCAAAACGUUCACAUCGCCUCACCUGAAGCGUCCGCGAUGGACAAAACCAGAUGACAUACGAGGAUUUUAUUUUUCCGUGCGCAUUUGUUCGUCCAAAGCAAAGGAAACAAAGCUGAGGUGACAAAAACGUUUCUACAACCAAGCGGCAAAUAUUCCAGAGAACAAACAUAACAGCAGCACCAAGCUCCGAGGAAAAACAGGCCUGUUGAACCGCUGGCGCCCCAUCAUGUGCUAAUCCUCUCAGCGCCGCCCAAAGGGUUGUGAUCCCACUCUGAGCAGCAGAUCUCCUCAGCUUCUGCACCUGUACCCCCUGCUCACAUGGCCCACCCUUACGAGCCCUGGCUACGGACAGCACCACCCAGUGGCAGCUCAGAAGACAUGAACAUUCCCACGUGGUGGGACCUCCACAGGGACAUCCAGCCCGGCGGCUGGAUAGACCUACAAACAGGCCAAGGUGUCGGCCUGCCUUCGGUGGGUCCGGGGAGUUCUAUGGGGCUGCAGCCCUCUUUGGGUCCCUACGGUUCAGACCCACAGCUGUGCAACCUGCCUCCGGCUCAACACGUUCCGGCCUCGCACUCGUCCCACCUCUUCCCCCAGGACGGCUUCAAGAUGGAGCCGCUGGCUCCUGAAAUGCUGCAGCAGGAGCCGUUUUCCCUGGAGGAACCUCAGGAGAGCUCUGUCUCCGUCCGUCCCAAGCCCCAGCGACGCUCCUCCUCCCGAGGCGCCGGCCAGGCCGUGUGUCGCUGCCCCAACUGCGUCCACGCGGAGCAGCUGGGCCAGAGCGCCGACGACAGCAGGAGAAAGCACAUGCACAACUGCCACAUUCCUGGCUGUGGCAAGGCCUACGCCAAGACCUCCCACUUGAAGGCCCACCUGCGGUGGCACAGUGGGGACCGGCCCUUUGUCUGCAACUGGCUGUUCUGCGGCAAGAGGUUCACGCGCUCCGAUGAGCUGCAGCGGCACCUACAGACACACACCGGGGCCAAGAAGUUCAGCUGCGCGCUGUGCCCCCGAGUCUUCAUGCGCAACGAUCACCUGGCCAAGCACAUGCGCACGCACGAGUCCCCGCCGGGACCCGGCGAGGAGAGGGCGAACGGCGACGGGAGGAUGGACAAGGGCUUCGACGCACCGACGCCUCCUCAGUCGUCAGCCGGCGUGUCCACGUGCGACAGCACAGAGCCGCAGCUGAAGCUGAAAUGUGAGGCCGACCCCUCGGUCUCUAGUGUGACCGGGCAGUCGGGCUAAGUCAUAUGUAUGUCUGUGAUAGCCAUGUCAUAGUUUAAUGAUAGAAUAGAAACCGAAGGAAACCGGAUGAAACUCCUGAUCAGCCUGUUCCCGCGAAUGAAUCCUCUGGACUAACUCAGUGAUUAUCAAAAUCUCCAGACUAUAAAGCAGCGGUUUUGCUGAGUCUAUGGAUACAUUAUUUCUUCUGUGUUUCCAUAAAGCGAGUGGUUGCCAUAGAUGCAACUGAGCUGAAGCUGCAGCUUCAAAAUUCUAUUGCUGCUAGAGCUACUGCUUCCAAUCGACCAAGAGACUAGAAUGAGUUCAACUGAAGGCGCGUUUACAGCAACAUCGAACAAAAACUGGAAAAAACUGGAUGUUCCACGUGGAGCACAUAGGGACGUAAAACAAGGAGUUUGUUUUACUGUGACAGUUGUGAGAAGACAUAACAUAAGUGUUGGAAGUGAUAUAUAACUAAUUCAAAUGGUACAGAAACCAAAUGACAGUGGAGUGGAGUGGAGCUUAUGAUAAGGGAUGCUGAUGAAUAUAAUAUAAUAUAAUAUAAUAUAAUAUAAUAUAAUAUAAUAUAAUAUAAUAUAAUAUAAUAUAAUAUAAUAUAAUAUAAUAUAAUAUAAUAUAAUAUAAUAUAAUAUAAUAUAAUAUAAUAUAAUAUAAUAUAAUAACAGACAAAGGUUUGAAAAUUUGGACCAGUAAAUUGUUUAGGCUCAAAUACACAGUUUGCAAAGGUUAACUGUAAUUAAUUUCACGUGUUUUCAUGGUAAAACAUUUGCUGGAAGUGAUCACGCACCAGGAGAACGUGAAUGUGUUCAGAUUACAGAUGUGUAACAACAAAAUGCACCAGAAGAAUGAAACCUGUGCACAGACUCAAACACAUCAGGUAAGAAACAAGAAACAAACUCCAGCUGGACACGUAGAGAAAAAUGUUGCCGUGCUGGAUGGAGCCGGCUCCUGUCGGGGCAUGCCGAUGACAGUGGCCGUAUCUGGCACAAACAAGACUUCCCAGCUCUCGCUCCUGUCAACAACACAAGCUGCUGGCACUGAGUGAGGCCUCCAAGAUGAAGGAGCUUUUCAUUACAUCACGAGGAAGGAGGUUUAAUCCAGCGGCCUGUGCAACACUUAAAGUGGUCCAGUUAAAUAUGUGUAAUGUGAAAGAUGUUGCUCAAGGUAACAAACUAAAAGAUAGAGUCAUUAUCAUUCAACUUUUCAGUUACUCAGUAAUUAUUUUGGCAACAAACACACUACAAGUUCAAGCCAUGGUAGCACACGUAGCAGACAAAGUGUGCAACUAUUAGGUGAACAAAGAGGAACAUAAAACAUGCAAGCACAUUAAAAUGAGGCAAAUAUUACACGGUGUGCUGCCCUCAAGUGGCCUGAACAUCACAGCGCUUUAUUAUCACCAAGCUAUGAACAACAUGCUCUGUCACCAGCAGUUGGUGCUUCUAAAGCUGCAGAAGAAUCAACAUGCAGGAAGAAACACGUAGCAGUAAUACUUUAGGUUGUUUGUGUUCUAUUUUUGUAUGAUCAGUAGUUCUGUAGCCGGCAGCGUGAGCAGUUUUACUUUAACGCAUUGAUAGGAUGCAUUUGUAUCACCACAGACACUAGGCUGACAUCUCUACAUGUUAGGGAGCUUGCAUUAUUGGAGGCCCACAACUGCUGUAUUCAUGUAUAGGAGUUCAGAAACAGAAGACAGUGCUUAAACAUUAGUCAAUUAUUGUGUAUUGACUAGUUUUCAUAUUGUUCAUGUUAUUAUAGAUAUAGAUAUCAUGAUUUCGUUUGUGAUGGUCAGUAGAACACAGAUGGACACCUUUUUGUUGUCUGUUGGUUGCAGUAGUAAAGGCUUUUUGUGGAAAAUAUAAAAAAAGGUUUAAUAAGUUAAGUAUUAUGGUGUAAUAACUUGUAUUUAAUCUAAUAUUUUUCUUUACUGAAUAAAAAUUACUUCCUGA